This is a messenger RNA of Entamoeba invadens IP1, 651 nucleotides long. RefSeq lists its product as hypothetical. The transcript has a single exon. The record is from RefSeq and is a predicted model, not a curated record. The coding region runs from base 1 to 651 and encodes 216 amino acids. Lineage: Eukaryota; Evosea; Mastigamoebida; Endamoebidae.
AUGUUUAUUAUCACAUUCUUUAUAUUUGCUACUUCUUUUGGCUCCACAACAAAGAAGUUGUAUGAAGCCGUUCCAACUGAUUGUAUAGUUUUCCCAAGAAAUUGGAUAUAUGAAGAUAAUAAAUGUAUUCGAACUGGGGAUGGAUCAAAGAAAGUAACUUACGAUGGAGUCAGUCAAAAAUUCAAUCUUUUUUGUUUUACCAAUUACACUUACACAACACCAGAUUGUACUGGAACGCCAAAAACGUCUUCUAACUGCCACAGUUAUUUCAACCUCGAUUACAAUGUCAGAAACAUUGCUUUUGUGAGUGAUAAAAACAAAGGGUGUGAACUUGGGGAUAAAAUCAAUGGGAUGUAUUAUAACGACGAAUGCCAUAUUGAAAACCAAAUCUCGUACCAGUAUAUGAUUUUCAAUAAUAGUGGCGUCUUAAAGUUGGGUAAGUGUCUAAUGCCAGCACCAGACUGUGGAGGAUACUGCUUCAAAACAGAAGAAUUGUUAACGUGCAAUACUUGUGUUAAUGGCGUCUUAGUACACUGCUUAGGCGACAAAACCAAAAUCAACAGAAACAAGGCAUAUGCAACUGGAGAGACUCCAUCUCCAAAUUACAAUGUCGAUGAUAAUAUUGAUUAUAACAAGAAAUCAAUCGAUUAA